Molecule: messenger RNA, 1551 nt
Organism: Ctenocephalides felis (cat flea)
Lineage: Eukaryota; Metazoa; Arthropoda; Insecta; Siphonaptera; Pulicidae
Product: zinc finger protein 91-like
Exons: 3
Coding region: 1-1551 (516 amino acids)
Source: RefSeq, a predicted model, not a curated record
AUGUCUGAAGAAACAAUUCUUUCUAUGAAAGAGCAGAUAAUUAAAACAGAGCCUCCAGAAGACAUAACACAUGGGGUUCAGUUUGAUGAUCUUGGUAAGAUUAUUAAGUCUGAAUUAUGUUUAGAAGAUGAUGAAAAUUAUCUUGAAGUAACUAUAGACAAAGAGGUCAAACGAGAAUUACUCGAGACACCUUCUUAUGAAUGCGACAUUUACGCAAAUGACUUAAAGGAACAUCUUCAAAUUCAUUUUGGUAAAAAACCCAAAAAAUGUUAUACAUGCAAUAGAACAUUUACUAAACUGGCUCUGUUGAAACGACAUAUGCUGAUUCAUAGUGGAGAACGCCCCAAUAGAUGUGAUUUAUGCGAUAAAGACUUCAGUCGAUCAGACAAUUUAAAACGGCACAUGGUUCUUCAUACCAGUUAUCGGCCUUACAAAUGUAAAUUGUGCGAAAGCACUUUUAAAGAUCCAAGCAAUUUGAUACAACACAUGUCUGGUAAAACAAUUCUCUCUGCGAAUGAUCAGACAAUUAAUAUUGAGCCACCAGAAUAUUCAGUGGAAGAUAUAAAAUGUGAAAUUAUGGAUGAAUUAGAAGUUCUCGAUGAUAUUAUUGAGUCUGAAUUGUGUUUUGAAGAUAAUAAAACAAGUCUGGAAAGUUUCAUGGAGUCCAAAGUGACGAUAGAAGAAGAAAUCAAACAAAAAUCAUUCGAGACACCUUCUUACAAAUGUAACAUUUGUAAUAGAUUAUUUGCAGAAUUAGAUAGUUUAAAACGGCAUAUGGUAGUUCACGAAAUUAAAUGCACCUCAUGUUCAAAGACUUUUCCAAGUCCAAGUCAGUUCAAGGAGCAUUUUCAAACUCGUACUAAUGAGAAACCGUACAACUGUGGUAAAUGUUGUAGGUCAUUUAAUCGUAAGAGUCAUUUGAAUGAGCAUAUGUAUAUCCAUAGUGGAGAACACCCUUUUAGAUGCAAAACAUGCAAAAAAGGAUUUUCAUGUUUGAGCCGAUUAUCUUCUCACAUGGCUGUUCAUAGCAAAAAAAAACCUCAUAAUUGUGAAAUUUGCAAUAGGGCAUUCUCACAAUUAAGCAAUAUGAGAAGACACAUGGUAAUUCAUACAGCAGAAUAUACUUUUAAAUGCACAGAAUGCGAUAAAGCCUUUCGUCGUUCUGGUAAUUUACAAAAGCAUAUGCUUAUCCAUACCGGGGAACUUCCUUUUAAAUGUUUAAUAUGUGAUAAAGCUUUUCGUGUUUCAUAUAGUUUAAAAGAACAUAUGCUUGUUCAUACCGGGGAACGCCGUUUUAAAUGUAUAAUAUGUGAUAAAGCUUUCAGUAAAUCAAUUAAUUUAAAAAGACACAUGGUUAUUCAUACUGGAGAACGUUCUUUUAAAUGUAAAAUAUGUGAUAGAGAUUUCGGUCUAUCAACUCAUUUAAAACAACAUAUGCUUGUCCAUACUGGAGAACGCCCUUUUAUAUGUGAAAUAUGUAAUGGCACAUUUACACGAGCAUAUUAUCUGAAAAAACACAUGGAGCACAAUCAUAGAGAAGAAAAACCUUAA